AUCCAAAUGAAAAGCUGAACCGCGGCGGCGUCUAGUUGCCACCUGCUGUGUUCGCAAACGUCACCCCAUUCCUUGGAUAGCACGGCCAGGCGUGUGGGUGAGAGCAUUCCCACCCGCAGACUAUAUAAGAUCCGGAUCAAGUUCGGGCGAGGGAGGCCAGAGUCUAUUCUCACUCUGCUCUAUCUGUGGAUGCAUCUCUGAACGUUCACUCUGGAAUAAAUUGCACCAUGUCUCUCUCCAAGCACGUAUAUCCCCCGUUCCUUCCAGGCGUUAUCCCCCCCAGUUGUCCGCAAUUAUGAUUGACCUCCGCCCAGGUCGACCCCGAUGAGCUUAUAGCUUCCCUUCCCAAACAUCCUACCAAGCACCAACCUCAUCUUCAUAGGCGAGCCAUACAUCACUACAUCUAUGGAUCCCGUUACAGCGCGGAAACCGCAAUACCGAAGUUUGAGAUACCUCGCCAAGGCACUGAGGCGGGAAGUAUUCACCAGCUCAUCAAAGAUGAGCUUGAUCUCGAUGGUCGCCCCAACCUCAACCUGGCUUCAUUCGUGAAUACCUACAUGGAGACUCAUGCCGAUCAAUUGAUGAUGGAGAACCUUGCGAAGAAUCUUGCCGAUGCGGAUGAGUAUCCUGCUCUCAUGGCUAUUCACGCUAGGUGCGUUUCCAUGAUCUCGAAUUUGUGGAAGAUCCCCAAGGGGCAAACUGCCAUCGGCACUGCAACUACCGGCAGCAGUGAAGCCAUUCAUCUUGGAGGAUUAGCUAUGAAGAGGAGAUGGCAAGAGCGAAGGAGGGCAAAUGGAAAGCCUGCCGAGAGGCCCAACAUCUUGAUGGGCGCCAAUGCUCAGGUAGCCCUUGAGAAGUAUGUUCUUACCCCUAUUUCAACUCAAGGCUAAAAAUUGAAUACUAGAUUCGCCCGUUACUUCGACGUCGAACCUCGGAUCAUCCCUGUUCGCGAAGAGUCCCACUGGUGCCUUGACCCCUCUAAAAUCCGCGAUAAUAUCGAUGAGAACACUAUCGGUAUCUUCGUAAUUCUCGGUUCAACAUACACCGGCCAUUUUGAGCCGGUUGAGGAGAUCUCCCAAAUCCUAGAUAAAUACGAAGAGGAGACUGGAGUAUCGAUACCAAUUCAUGUCGACGGUGCCUCCGGCGCAAUGGUAGCCCCGUUUACUGGCUCCCAAGGGAAAUGGGGCUUCGAGCUCCCCCGAGUUCAUUCUAUCAACACCUCCGGCCAUAAAUACGGCCUUGUUUACCCUGGAUUAGGCUGGAUUAUAUGGAGAGGCGAGGAAUAUCUUCCCAAAGACCUGAUAUUUGAGCUUCACUAUCUGGGAGGGACAGAGCAAUCAUACACCUUAAACUUCUCUCGCCCCGGCGCUCAAGUGAUAGCCCAGUAUUUCAACUUCCUUCACUUGGGAAAAGAUGGUUAUCAAGCAGUCAUGCGAAAUGCUCUUAGUAAUGCCCGCUUCUUGUCAAACGCCAUUGAAGCAAGUGGUUGGUACAUCUGUCUCAGCGACAUCCACCGAAAACGGGGCGUCUAUGGGGGAGGUAUUAGGAAGGGCGUCACUGAGGGCGUCAAAGAGGGCAUCAAAGAGGCUGUCCUUGGCGACGAUAAUCCCCAUGUCUACAAUGCUGGUCUACCAGUUGUAGCCUUUAGGCUCAGUGAUGAGUUCAAAAUGGAGUUUCCGCAUGUUAAGCAGGCGAGCGUUUCCACACUAUUGAGAGCUAAAGGAUAUAUUAUUCCUAGUAAGUUUGAGUUCUGCCUUAUUUCCUUAGCUGCGCCGUUCUAACCAACUCACAUAUUACCAACUGCCACCCAAUGUUGCGGAAAUCGAAAUCCUGCGAGUAGUCGUCAGAGAGAGCAUGUCGCUAGACUUGAUGGAUAGAUUGAUUGGUGACAUCCUGCAGGUUACCGAGACACUAAUGAAAGCCGAUUCAGUAGACCUAGAAAGUCUAGCGGCUCCGAGCUAUGCGAGAAUCGAGAAGAGAAUUCAGAGCAUGGGGCUCUACGAGAAGCCGCAGCAAAGCGCGGGCGUUGAGGGGGUUUUGAAAACCGUUUGUUAG
Messenger RNA from Tuber aestivum (summer truffle), 2055 nucleotides. The record is from the annotation of a GenBank genome assembly. Lineage: Eukaryota; Fungi; Ascomycota; Pezizomycetes; Pezizales; Tuberaceae.